AUGAAGACAACCACUUUCGCCGUUCCCCCCCCCUCCCUGCUUCAACUUGUUUCCGCUCACCCUUUGCGCCGUCAUGCUCCUCAGCACCAGAAGAAGGAUGGCGAUGUUGUUGCCACCGUUGUGAACACUGUCUACGAGAGGGCUACCAGUGGUCCCAGGGUCAUUGUCUAUGUGGACCAAGAGGGCUGGGCAUACUCUACCGUAACUGAACAGGCCGCUGAACCGUCUCCUUCACCAGAAGUGGCUCCCCCGGCCGUUAUCCCAGCGCCUGUUGUAGUUGCAGCUGCUGUUGCGCCAGUAUCAUCACCAUCAUCGUCAUCAUCUCCCUCAUCCGGAGAGGGUAGUGGUUUCGGCUUCUCGUACACUCCAUACAACAAGGAUAACACCUGCAAGUCCCAGGACCAAGUCAGGACGGAUUUCGCUGCCAUCCCUAGUGGAUACUCGCGCGUCCGAAUCUACGGCACUGACUGCAACCAAGUCUCCAAUGUUCUUUCAGUAGCCAAGUCCAAGGGUCUUACCAUCUUCGCUGGUGUCUACAAUAUCGACAACUUGAGCCAGGAAAUUGGUCUAAUUACCUCAGCUGCCAACGGCGACUGGAGCACCUUCGACACCAUCUCUAUCGGCAACGAGCUCGUCAACAGCGGUGCCGCAUCUCCCGAGAAGGUGGUCGCUGCGGUUAAUAGCGCCCGAAGCCAGCUCAGAAGCGCAGGAUACACUGGCCCAGUUGUCACCGUUGACACCCUCGUCGCCGCCCGCGCGAACCCGUCUCUCUGCGACGCCUCCGACUUCUGUGCCGUCAACUGCCAUCCCUUCUUCGACGGCACCAUCGAAGCUAAAGAAUCCGGAGCGUUCCUUGAGCGUGAAAUCCCCACUCUCAAAUCCAAGCUCGCCAACCAGAACCAGGAGAUCAUCAUCACCGAGACCGGAUGGCCAUCAAAGGGAGACACCAACGGCGCCGCUGUGCCGUCCUCAGAGAACCAAGUUGCUGCUAUUAGCUCCAUCAAGAGCAGCUUCUCGUCAAACCCAGGACAUAUCAUCCUGUUCACUACUUUCAAUGAUCUGUGGAAGGUCAGCAGCCCUUCUCAGUUCUCUGCUGAGCAGUACUGGGGCUUCCUUGGUGACUCUCCUUCCGGCUAA
Messenger RNA from Venustampulla echinocandica, 1137 nucleotides. Its product is annotated as Glycoside hydrolase. Gene Ontology annotation, molecular function: 1,3-beta-glucanosyltransferase activity; glucan endo-1,3-beta-D-glucosidase activity. Gene Ontology annotation, cellular component: extracellular region; cell surface; fungal-type cell wall. The record is from RefSeq and is a predicted model, not a curated record. The transcript is spliced from 2 exons. Lineage: Eukaryota; Fungi; Ascomycota; Leotiomycetes; Helotiales; Pleuroascaceae. Gene Ontology annotation, biological process: cell wall organization; carbohydrate metabolic process. Bases 1 to 1137 code for a protein of 378 amino acids.